AUGAGAAAUAAGUUGCAUGAAGCUUCAUCAGAAGAUCCAAGCAAUCAUCCAAUAUCGGAAGGAUGUAUUAAUGUUCUAUAGCAAGGGAAUAAGGAGAUAGAUCAUAUAUUUGAUAAGGUAUUUAAGGAAUUAGAGUAGGCUAAGUUAGAGAUGAAAUCAAGAUUAAAGGAAGCAUAUAUUGCUAAUUACAAAACUUAGUUAGAUUAGAACUCUUAAAGCUUACUUAAUAAUCUUAUUAAAUUAGAGAAUUUUGUUAAUGCAUGUUUGCAAGAUUUUGAACGAAGAUAAAAUAAGGGUAAAUAUGUAGUUAUCUGCGCUUAAAUUCCAAAAGUUGCGGAACUUAAUUAGAAAUGUGAUAAACUUAAGACUAUAUUAGAUAAUGUAAUAGAGAAAUCUAGAGAUUUUAGAAAUGAGUUUUAACUUUCAUUCAAGCCGAUUGAUUUUGAUAGCCAUUUGUAGGAGCUAUUAAAUUAUCACGUAAAUAUUACUUUUCCCGGUUUAGAAAAUGGCUUCUUCUAGGUAGAAAAGAAAAUGUUUAGUAAAUAAAAUUCAUAAGAUCAAAAGCAGCUGAACCAAAAACCUAAAGAUUAAAAGAAGGUUAUCUAUGAAGAGGAAAAAUCAUAAUAAAAAGUAGAAUUCGAUCCAAUAAAAUCUUUAGAAAACGAAGAAUACGAUAUUAGAAGGGCAAAAGAAUAUCAAAAGAUAGUUCCUUUAGAGAAGCCAAAAUCUAAUAUUCAAGCUGAUCAAAGAUAUGAGCUAAGGACUAUGAAGUUUAAGAAAGAUAAGUUUGAAGUCAAGACAUAUGAUUCUUAAAAUAAAAAAGGUAUUACAAAAGAAAUAAUUAUCCCGGAUGAAUGCAAGAGGAUAGCUACAAGAUUUUUUAGCUAUGUGAAUAUUGGAAAAAAUAUAAUGAUGAGUGGAGGUUAAUUUGUUGACGAUAAAACUUGUAGUAUUGAUUCUUAUAAAAUUAAGAUUGAUAAACAGGAAUUGAAGGAGAUAAAAUCAUAUAUGAAAGUUGCAAGAAUGCAUCAUUCUAUGAUUUAUAUUGAUGAAAAAAGAUAGGUAUUGGCAGUUGGAGGUGAGGAUGAGAAUUCUAAUUUGCUUGAUACCUGUGAGCUUUACAGUAUGAGUGAAAAAUAAUGGAGAAUGCUCAAUACACUUAAUUAGAGAGGAAAGAAUAUAUCAUUGUGUAAAUUUGUCAAGGACAAAAAAGAUGGAGAAAGACCUAUUUAUGUUUAUGCUUUUGGUAAAUUAGCAAUUGAAAGAAUAGAUCUCUCUAAAAUACCUAUAAGUCCCAGAUGGGACGAAUUAAAUGUAAAGAAUUUUCAACCUUAUCCAAUGGCAUCAGUGUCAUUUAAAUUUGAUGACAAUCUGAUUGUAAUUUGCGGAGGAGUUGAUGAUAAAAAUUCUAAUUAGUAGGAUAUUUUUUACUUCAAUCCCUCUAUAUUAGUAAUGGAGAAGGCAUAAAAUACUUAACUAGGAUUGUGCGACAAGUUUGUUGGUGGUUCAAUGACCUAAUACUUAAUGAACAAAAUGGAGUCAAAGUUAUUUGUUUGCUCAGAGUCUUUUGUUCAUGAACUUGAGUUUGGAAUAAAAGUAGGAGACAUGAAAUUCAAAUGCAAAGCAAAUUUAUACUGA
This is a messenger RNA of Stylonychia lemnae, 1638 nucleotides long. NCBI's taxonomy places the organism in Eukaryota, Ciliophora, Spirotrichea, Sporadotrichida, Oxytrichidae. The record is from the annotation of a GenBank genome assembly.